UCACGUUCGGCACUAACCAAUUCACGCUAUCGUCACUCCCCGCAUGUGACCGAAGCGAUCAAAUCGCAUUUCACGUAAACAUCUUCAAGAAAAACUCUCCGAUCCCCACUACUUAUGCUACUUCAGAAGCUUUUUUAAAAAACGACUGCCCCAACAACCAUUCAUCCCUUUCUUCCCCACACUAUUCAAGGUACCGUUUGAAUUUGCCGUCUCUUUCUAAAGCUUAAACCCAUCAAACAGGCGGGCUAUCUAUCACGCAAAGUUUAUUCGUUUGAGAAACGCUUUGUGGUAAGGUGGUGCGUGAUUGUUUUAAAAAUGGAAUCCAAAUUAAAGAACUCUGUGACAUUGCAAGAGUGUGAAAAAAUAACGACGCCAUUUUCGAUCAACGACAUUUUAACAAAGGAAAAAAGUGAAUUUGAAAAUGGAAUGGACAGUUUUGGCGCGAAGAGUUUCGCGAAGCCGGGAGGGUACAAGGAGGAUUUCAAAAAGGAAGGAACCAAAAUGUACUACGAUGAAUGCCCCUACAGGGAUUAUGAAGAUGGUGCUUUGGAUAUGUCGAGAAAGCAUUACCCGGUCACUGAACUUUCUGAUGACUACGACUCACGCUCAUCCAACACGGGUUCCCCCGUCCGCCGCGCGUCCUCCCCCAACUCCGACAUAGCCUACAAACCCUUCCUUUACGAACGCAAAACACCCCCCACUUCCCCCCUCCUAACCCCCAACUACCCCAUGGAAUACACACAGAACGCUGCCAGAAAAAAACGAUCCCGCGCAGCCUUUUCACACGCACAAGUCUACGAGCUAGAAAAGAGAUUUAGCCAGCAAAGAUACCUAUCCGGGCCUGAAAGAGCCGAUUUAGCAGCCAGUCUCAAACUGACAGAGACUCAAGUGAAAAUCUGGUUCCAAAACAGAAGAUACAAGACUAAGAGAAAGCAGCUACAAAUGCAGGAAAAUGGUAUGUUAGCAGCGGCAGCGGCCGCUGCGAAUCACGCGCGGAAAGUGGCCGUUAAAGUCCUCGUCAAUAACAACGCGCAGCCGAGCUUGCCAGAUCUAAAGCAGUACAAUCCAAUGAUGGGGAAGAUAAAUCCAUUCGCGCCGUCUUUGUUGGACGGCUCGCCGGUUUUAAAACACUUUGCUGGCGUUUACGGCGUCGAUUUCACUAAAAACCCUGAGUAUAAAGCGUUGCUACAAGAAUCUUACAACCAAGCAGUUUUACAGUCUCUCUACCCGCAUUUAGGGGUAAAUUACCCAAAUUUACCCCUUUCUUAUAUGUAUUACCCUGGACACCCGGGUUUUGGUAUGCCGAUGCAUGAAGAUAGAGAAAGGGAAGAAAGAGGAGAGCAUUCGAGGGAGGACAAGGACAAAAAACCACAUGUCGAAAAUGAAAAUAGUAAUGAAAGUCUGGCGAGUAAUAUUGAGAUAGAAAAUUGAAUGUUUAGAUUUAGUUUACGGUGUUUUGAUAAGUGUUGGCUCUGAAAUUACGAUCGCAUUGAUCACGUAUGUCGUAUGUGUUAUGUAUAUAAUUUUUAGUUUAAAGAAACUUUUAUGGGCAGAGGUAACUUUUUUCAUUUAACCCUUUAAGUGGCAGACCGCCCGCUCGUGGUCGAUUAAGUCAUUUAAAUUUCAAAUUUUAAUAAUUGAGAUAAAAUCAGAAUUCCAACUGCUAUAAAAUGACGUUGCCACUUGAAGGGUUAAAAGAAAUAGCAUACUAAUUUCGUAAGUUGAUCCAAGCGUCACUUUUACGGUUUUUCUGUUUUAUAGUAAAAUACGAGCAUAUAGGUUAAAAUAAAUGAGAUAUGUAGCUACUAUUUCGUGUGCAAAAAAAUACGAUAUUUUUUUGAGACUGUUUUUGUAGCAAGGCUCUCGGACUAACCCUGAUGUAAUAAAUUUAAAUUGUCUCAGAGUCUAUACAUUUUGUUCCUCGAAAUAUAUACCAAAUGUCACUUCUUAGCUGUAUGUAGUACUUAAAUGUUACACCAAAGAUUGGAACGAUAACCAAAGUGUAAGCACUAAGUAUAGUUAUAUUGUUGAAGUUUAGUUUAUUGUAAAUAGUCUAAGUGUAAGUGGUUCAAGUAAAUGUUGUAGUUCGGCACGUUUGUAAAUAGUACUAAAGUUUAAUAAAAGUGCAAUACAGUUUA
Cydia strobilella is the source of this 2138-nucleotide messenger RNA. Its product is annotated as homeobox protein bagpipe-like. The transcript has 2 exons. The record is from RefSeq and is a predicted model, not a curated record. Gene Ontology annotation, cellular component: nucleus. Gene Ontology annotation, molecular function: RNA polymerase II cis-regulatory region sequence-specific DNA binding; DNA-binding transcription factor activity, RNA polymerase II-specific. Gene Ontology annotation, biological process: regulation of transcription by RNA polymerase II; cell differentiation. Bases 316 to 1431 code for a protein of 371 amino acids. Lineage: Eukaryota; Metazoa; Arthropoda; Insecta; Lepidoptera; Tortricidae.